This is a messenger RNA of Trypanosoma theileri, 1536 nucleotides long. RefSeq lists its product as uncharacterized. NCBI's taxonomy places the organism in Eukaryota, Euglenozoa, Kinetoplastea, Trypanosomatida, Trypanosomatidae. The transcript has a single exon. The record is from RefSeq and is a predicted model, not a curated record. The coding region runs from base 1 to 1536 and encodes 511 amino acids.
AUGCCACUAUUGUUGUUGGCUCUCGCGCGGAUUGUCGGCUUUGUCGUGCUGCUCAUAGCGUUAUUGUGUGUAAAGAAAACACGACUGCGGCAUUUACCAUCACGUCGUACUCGCGUGUCCCGCCACCACGGCGAAACGUGUGUGUGGCUUGAGCGUCUCACAAGUGCCAUACUGGAUAUGCUGCACGAUGCCAUUCAACAACAGCAACAACAACAACAAGAAAAACAACAAGAAGGAGAAGAAGGGGAUGAUGUGGAUAUAGAAGAUACGCAACAAUGUUUGCGGGGAUGUACGUUCUCGUCAUUAGAUUCCAUGGGAACAACCCCGAUUCGGGGGAAUGUUAUGAGUGGUAGUAGUACUACUACUACUAAUAAUAAUAAUAAUAAUAAUAAUAAUAAUAACAGCAAGAAUAAGAGUAAGAAUGUUGUUAAUAAUAAUAGUAUGAACAGUAGCAACACCAAUGGUUUUAGCUGUGAAGAAAAUGGUCUUGGUUCAAUGGGGAUGCCCUCUCGUUUUUUAGAGAUGUUUGAAGAACGUGUAGAAGCUAUACUGGAGGAUCGUGGUAUUGCGGCUUCUGCAAAGUGUAAGGUACACUCAAUAGGAGAGAAGCCGCCCACUAUACGAUCUAUCCGAAUAACAAAUCUAACUGGAACUGGAUCUUCAACGAAUAUACCCGCCGCUGGCUCUGCAGGAGUUUCUACUACGGUUGGUGGUGGUACGAGUGGUAGUGGUGUUGGUGUUGGGAAUAGUGCGGCCGGUGGUAAUAUGGGAGUAGUGGGUGUAAAUAAUAACAAUAAUAACAAUAGUAAUAAUAAUAACGCUACGGCAGCAUCUCUUAAAGGGAAAACUCGACUUCCCCCCGGCAAUGUAUAUAUCUCUACUGGUAUAGGAAAUAGUGUUAGUGGAAGUAGUGCUGCUGCUGUUGGUGUUGUUGGUGGGGUCUCGGCUUCUGUAGAUGAUGUGAUGGAGAUGUGGCGUAGUGAUUCCUUUGCGGAGGACUCCGUUGGCGGCGCCGCGCUGCUCGCCUCUGCGGUGGAGUUGGAGGCGGAAGUGGAGUACGCGGGCGGAGUGGAUGUGUCUUUAGAUGCCGAUUUGUGUUUGGCGCGGGGGAGACGAUUGCCCGUCUCUAUUCGUGUGAGUGAUGUUAAAUACAUGAAGGCACAUGUACGUGUGUGUGCGAAACUGCAGUAUGAACGGGCUACGAUGGAUAGUCAACGAAGACCAUACUUGCAGUGUACACUAUGGUUAGAGUCGGAACCAACCUUUUCGCUUCAACUCACUACUUUUAUUAGUCGUUAUCGUAUUUGCAAUUUCUUUGCUGUGCCGCUGGUUAUUAAAUUUCUUCUCUUGCGAUUUCUACGGCAUCGUCUCCUGCGGCCGGCCGGUGCUGGUCUGACUGUUAACAUCCCGCUGCCGGAGAAUGUUGUCGAUGGCGGCAUGCAGUCGUGGUGUGCGGCGGUGAAUGAUGCCGCCACAACCGUCGCGGGGUCUGUGAGUGCACAUACGAUUGGGAUUCCACGUGGGGCUAGAGUGUGA